AUUUCAACGUUCGAACUAUUCUAGAACGUCGUUGAUUCGCUUUAUCGCUAAGUAAAGUGUUUGCUUUACCGGUAUCCUAAAGUUGAAAAUGGCAUCUGAGUCCAGCAUACCUCGCCCGAUCGCGAGGAGAAACAGAAAGUCGCCUGUGGCGCGCGGGCUGCUGUAUACCGAGCUUGGGUACUACAACACCUUGACCGAGAGGAGCUUGGCCGCAGUUCACGAGGUAUGCCGUACAGACGGAGUUACGAUCGAGGACAUUAUGGAAGGAAACUACCGCCGAAGCAGGGGAGUUACCAGGGCAGCUGUCGAGGAGACACGAGCAAUUCUAAACACUAACAACGGUGACCCCAAUUUGCCCCGCUGGAAACUCGAUAAGGAGAAGACGAACAGUCCAAAGAAUGGAGAAAUGGUCCUGGAGUCUGGUGAACAGGCAGAGAGAGACGUCGCCCUGGAGUCUGGUGAACAGGCAGAGAGAGACGUCGCCCUGGAGUCUGGUGAACAGGCAGAGCUAGAGAGAGACGUCGCCCUGGAGUCUGGUGAACAGGCAGAGCUAGAGAGAGACGUCGCCCUGGAGUCUGGUGAACAGGCAGAGAGAGACGUCGCCCUGGAGUCUGGUGAACAGGCAGAGAGAGACGUCGCCCUGGAGUCGGCUGACCGGGGUGCCAAGACAAACAAGCCCGUGUACCGUAGAAUUGGGCGUUGGUUUGCGGCCAUUGGACGACGCCUUAGAAACAUUUGUAAAUGUUGUUAUCGCCCGGAAACGGCGGACUGACUAUUAGUUAAAAUAAUAAAUAGUAUAAUAAAAAUAGUAUCAUUAGCUGAAUAUAGUUACAACUUACUAGUUAUUUACGAAGAAACUUACAGACAAACAACGUAAGACACCAACUGUGAACUGUACAGAAUACUGUUGGUAGAAACUGUAUGCCAUACAUGUAUUACUAGUAGAUUCAGAUGUAACACCGUUAUGUUGAGGCACAUGCAAAUAUCGUUCUCGUUCGUGUUACUUGAGCUUAAUGCGUUGUUCUGAUGACGACGGCUGUUAACGUAAAUAAUACUGUGAUCAUGUU
This is a messenger RNA of Branchiostoma belcheri (Belcher's lancelet), 1067 nucleotides long. RefSeq lists its product as uncharacterized. Lineage: Eukaryota; Metazoa; Chordata; Leptocardii; Amphioxiformes; Branchiostomatidae. The record is from RefSeq and is a predicted model, not a curated record. Bases 89 to 772 code for a protein of 227 amino acids. The transcript has 2 exons.